AUGUCAUCACGUCGAAAGGACAACCAAAGAGUAGCUCUAAACAAGUGCUGGACGGAGGAUUUGGACUGGAACCUCGUUCCCGAUUCUAUACGGACGGUAAGCUGUGAGUUGUGAUUAACGAGGGGAUUAACUGACACACUUAAUUCUGUUGGAAGCCGACCACAGCCGUUUCAGUAAUUACAAUAUAACUCAACUGUUAUAGUAUUUGAACGCAAAUUGACAGUGAAGCGGAUAGUAAUUUUUCAAGCAACCGCUAACCUGCUUAAACAUCAACGGGAAAGUUGACGGGGUGGCCGGUUAGCGGUUGGAUUGUUGUCCGUCUCUUCGCUUUGAUAUUAACGGCUACUUAGAGGGUAAUGUCGUUAACACCUUGAGUUUUAAGUUAAGGGCAUACCGUAAAAUCCUUUUGGCUACGCUCUUCCACCCAGUUACCCUCGAGGUAUUGGUAUUGCUGAUUAAACUGAUUAGACAUAAGCCCAUUUUCUGGGGGCAAAUCCGUGUUUAGCACUAAAUUAAAAGACUCAGUCACUAUCGCUUAAUGGCCUGCUGUCAUUAGAAAAAUGAAAGUGCGAAAAUGCAGAUUGUGGCUUUAGUGAUUCGACUUAAUCGUUGUUCGCGACUUUAAGUAAUUAUAAAGUCCAUUUCUGUCUUUGUCUCUAGGGUACAGCUCAAAUCGGAAAGGCCCUGAGUGUUCCUGCAACUGCAGUCCUGUCGGGCUUAUUGAUGUUAAUUUCGUAUUUUUCCUCUCACGCCGUGGUAAAUCCUUUUGGGAAGGAUUGGUUUGAACCUAUGAUAUUAUGGAUUGUAAUUGUAAUGCCGACCGGUGCAGGAAAGUCGACGUUGUUUAAAUUUUUGAGGGGAAUUUUGGAUACCGUGAGAAAACGCGUUAUCGCAAGUGGAAAAGAUACAUCGAACAACGAUGCUCUUCCAGACUGGGCAGUAGAGGAGGCUUCAAUGGAAAAAAUGGGGGCUAUGAUGGCUGAAAAUGGCAACAAAUUAAUUGGACUCUAUGACGAGAUCACGCAUUUUCUCACACAAAUAAACGUUUACAGAAAUCGCGGCCUCUCGGACACACACGACCUGGCUAUGUUUCUUCAACUGUACAAUGGCUUACCUUGGUCUCGGAAAACAGGUUAGACUUACAUAAUAUCAAUUUUUUAAGGAGUCCACCCUCUUUUGGGGUCUCAGUUCAGUAAAUUUAGUUAGUCUUGGUUGAUACUCUAAUUAAUUAAGGCAUAACUAUCGUGGUUAGAUUGACAAAGGUUUGAGGUAAAACAAUCCUCUCUACUCGUCACUACGAUAAUGAGACAGAGAGAUUGCGUAAAUUUGAUUUAUCAUAGAGUUGAGUGGUCAAGACAAGAGCAGUUUAGUAGACUGCCUAUUUUAUUUAACAAAUUUGAAAAAGGACAAAAAUUUUCAAGCGAGAAGAUUGUGCCCCCAGGGAAUGUUACAAUAAGAGUUACUAAUUUAAGUCACGAAAAGGAAAUAAUUCUGCGAAAAGGAAACAACGCAACAACUUGUGGUGUCGGCCACAUUAUACCCAGUAGCAUCCAAGAUCCAUUAAAAGCAUUAAAAGUCAGUAGACAAAGCGCGACCCUUAGUUCUGCCCCAAAUACUAGUAGAAGGACAGUGAUUUUUGAAAGGAAUUUCAAUUGUUUCCAUCGAACAAAAUUUUCAAUACUUUAUCUUAAACUGGCAUGAGCUUUGGAAAGUGUUGAUCGAGCAUGGCUCAUGGUUACUCUAAGGGGAACAUGAAACUACCAUAACACAUUAGCUCAGUCGUCAUGAGGAUCUCAAACAUUGCUUCUCCUUCUUGGCUGUUUAUAUUACAGUGGGUGGAGACUGUAACUUUUCAAUGGAGUUCACUAGUCUCACAGUAGGUGGUUUUACUCAGCCAUCAACGGCCACGAACAUAAUGAUCGUCCCUGGAAACGCAGAAAAAGGACUCUCUCAACGCUUUCUGUGGAUUUGUCCCGAGCCAAAAUUCUUAGAGUAUGACACACUUGGGAAGGUGGAUGAAACCUUCUAUAACAAAAUCGGUAAGUUGAAUAAAUAAAAACUGCGUAACAUUUCGGUAACUUGUCAUAACAACUUUCCUUACUAUGAGUCGGCAUAAACUAGCUUUCUUUAAAACCUAUCAAGCGUUAUCUCAAUAUCUGUCUGAUCAUUGCAGCUGCCGUGAAAUAUCCUGUUGAAGUUGGAUUCUUUAAGAUAUUAAAAGAAAAAGUAUACAUUCUUCCUUGUGUGUUUAAAUACAGUCCUCAACCAAUGGGAACGCCAAAGUCCUAUGAUCCAUGAUCUACGCAAGAGCCCGCGUUAUGCAUCAUUAAGCAGAGGUAUGCGCGUGGAGAUGUGUUGUGUUGCUACCCGGGCUCUUUUCCCUUUUUGACCCGUUGUCGCUGUCGUUGUACCAUAAUUGCACAAUUGCUUAAUUGUUGUCUCUGAUCGUUUCAGUGAAUUUCUCAGUUUGGACUCCAGAACCCCGGGAGUUAACAAAAAAUUUUCCUUUUGUAAAACAAAUUAUAGUGCAGUAGUGGCAGCUUCCCUUCAGAAAGGCAAGAAAUCAACAAACACGAAACCUUAAGGGCUCCUUUCGCGAGCGCAAAUUAGCACUGAAAAAAUUGCAGCUUGUUCAUCUAUUUUGCCCUUGUAUAAACGUCUUAUAUCGCAAGGCAUAUUAUUACUGAUUUAUUCAUCUCUUUGUUAUCUUCAGUUAAUCUGCUCUUCAUGUUUGCUGUUAAGCAGCGUAAAUCUCCAAGGAAGAUCACAGAAAUUUACCUAACAGACCUUAGUAACGAUCUUUUCAAGGACGCCUUUAAUAGGAUCCAAGCAAACUUAAAGGGGAUUUCUGGAAGAGACGACUUACUAUGCGGUAUGUAUAUGAUUGUCUUACACUUACUUAGGAUUCGUCCUUAGUGAACUAUCGUCAGAUCUAGGCGGACGUUUUUCAGCAAGCAUAGUGAUCGUAGCGAUCUGUAUUAACAACUGGCUGCUCCAGUUUUCUGUACUGACAGAGAAUGACCGUAAUGCCUUCUUAAAGUUGAGCCGAAAAUAUCUAAAUUCGAAAAUAACCCACUCCCACCCAAAAAUGUUGAUAAAAAUACUAACUCUUGUCUAACUCUGAAAUGGUUUGUUUGUUCGUAGGACUGUUAAGCAAAAGUAAAGGACUCAUUCUACGGAUGACUGGGUGUCUUCACUGCUUGUUUCAGCUAGACUCUUUUAAUGAUGCUUUCUCGUCGGGUGAAUCAGACUUUGAGCCCUCCACGGUUGUUACAGACAGUGCCGUCAAAGCAGCUGUAAAUUUCGUUGCGACUUGUAUUAACCACACCCUAUAUUUAUGUGGAAGGAAUUCCUCGGCAGAAGAAGUCCGUAUGCUCCAGGAUGACAUUGCUCGAACGCCGACACAGACGUCAACGGAUGAAGCUGCCAAGCCAGUGGCUAAUCCUGGAGGAUACGUACUUCUUCUGCCUGGGAAGAGAUUGCACAUCACAGCCCUGAAUGAAAAAAAGAAAUUUAGGGACAUAGGGAAUAAGCAAGGGGCAGUGGACACGAUCACCAGUCUCGAACAGGAUGGACUCGGAAUCGUUAUUUCAACGAAGACACAGGGAACCGCAAAGGUUGGUGGCGACCGAUCCGUUUUGAAUUUACCACACAAACACUAGAGUCUCAGAACGUAUAUUUUUUCCCAUCUUCCCCCCAACUGGUGUUUUACGUAACUAUUAUAAUACCGUGGCUCUUAUUCCCUUCAUUGUUCUUUGUUCGUAGCAAUACACAUUCGUCAAGACUGACAUAGAGAAGGGGGGAGAAGCGGAAUUGGCGGACAAACUGGCGAAGUACGCAGUAACUCUGCGACAGUAUCGCCAGUCUUUGAUGGAAGAAGAGAUACUUCCUUCAAGGACAAGGUAG
This is a messenger RNA of Porites lobata, 3906 nucleotides long. The record is from the annotation of a GenBank genome assembly. NCBI's taxonomy places the organism in Eukaryota, Metazoa, Cnidaria, Anthozoa, Scleractinia, Poritidae.